This is a messenger RNA of Paracoccidioides brasiliensis Pb18, 1887 nucleotides long. RefSeq lists its product as uncharacterized. Bases 1 to 1887 code for a protein of 628 amino acids. The record is from RefSeq and is a predicted model, not a curated record. The transcript has a single exon.
AUGGCGUUUUCAGCUUGGAGGAACUUUGCUUCAGACGUUUUGUCGAGUCGUGCUGUCAGCGCGCUCGAAUAUCUUCCACCUGCAUUCUCCUGCAUCAUUGAUUACCCCUUAAGGAUCAAAUCCGGUAGUAAAAAUGGACAUGCUUGUUCCCUUUAUCCUGUCACUGGAAACCCACCCACCCUAUACUCCUUCAAAGCCACCAUAUGGGAUUCCUUCGGAAAAUUCAAGUUUACUUCAGCCACUUUCAUUACACCAUCUCGUGAGCCUGAACCAUCAUCGCUCGAUGGUUACGAUGCUGAGUGGAGCCAGGAUCUGGAUGCAUAUAUCAUCAUACUUGCCGAUUUCGUGCCUUCAUCUAUAAGCUCACUCAAUUCAAUCUUCGGAACGAUCACGUUGCCAGAUUCCACAACCGACCUUAUUCGCAUCCAAAUCACAUACCGGUCCCGUUCAAACGUCCUAGACAAUAUCCAACCAAUGGACGCGAAUGAACUGUUUGACAUCAAGUGUUUCCCACCAACAGUUCACCAGUACUUAGAAGACCAGGUCCAGUAUGAUUUUGGGUUGUUUGCAGUUCGUGAUGUUGAUAUUGUGCCAGAAGUAGAAGAGGUAUCCGCGUUGGUCUUGGGUAGAUCCCCAACGCCAUCCGAUUCUGAGGUUACCGACCCAAGCGACAUUAAGGAGCUGCUUAAAGUUGAAGAUUUCGUCUGGGCCGAUGAUUCCGCAAUAGAGUCACUGAGGAAACAGGGGAAUGUUGAAGGGAUUGUUGAAAAGGAUAUUUCGGCGCGUGAUGUUGAUGGUGUACCAGAGCUGGGCUUGGAUACAUCCCCGACACCAACCGAUUUUGUCUUUACCGACCUAAGCGACAUCGAAGAAUUGCUUAAGGUUGAAGAUUUCGUCUGGGCUGAUGAGUUUGAUGAUUCCGUAUUGGAGCCACUGGAGAAGCCAGAGGAUGUUGAGGCGAUUGCUGCAAAGGGCAUUUCAAGUCUUCUGAAACUGAAGAGGUUCAAUUGGUCUAACGAGUUUGACGACGAAUGUCUGGAGGAAGAAAAGAAGGAAGAUACUAAGGACACAUCAGUACAUCGUUCGGUUGACCACAUCAUGCCACGAAAUCUCUCUGGUCUGGCCGUUGUGGGCGAAGACCACUUCAAGCACAUCAAGCCAUCAAACGACAACACUCCACCGCAAAAUAUUGACGUAUAUUUGGACUCGUCACCGCAAUAUCCAACUUGUGAGGAAGCGCCAUACGAGCAAAUGAUGACUCCGGCCCAAUUCCAGUUCGCGAUGGAUCAAUCGUACCACUGUUACUCUGAAGCGAAGAACGAAGUAUAUUGGCAGAUUUGCCAAACAUACGAUUAUCCCGACAUCCACCACUUCAACUGGCUCGGAGAACGCGUGAUGGAACGCAGCUACACCUCUCCGGAAGUGUCUCUGUUCAUCAUUCUCUCUGCUCCAAAGGCAUACUUCGCCAAGCACACAGGACGACAAGCCGUGACCCUCCGCCAAGCCAUGAAGUUCGUGGAUCCAGUCCUCUUCUCUGGCAACUGGGAUGACUUGAAGUUGACCGGCGAGAAUCUAAUGAAGGCCAUCACCGGCCGCACAUUCCGUUUCUACACGGACAUGGGCACAUGGCUAAAUGACGAGCUCGAUGCAGACAUGCAAACAGCCGUCAUCGACGAAUCGAGCCCUUGCCUAUAUGCGAGCAAGCCUUGGCUCCCGCUGAAUGGGUGGGUUGAGACUCACUACGCCUACACCCGUUGGGAGUAUGGCACUGAGGCCAAUAGGCUGGCGGAUGCGGUACCCAGCAGAAGGCAUGGGCGCCAGCAGAGCCGAAGCUCACCACUUCGGCAAUUCACGAUGGCCGGUGACGUCAACAUCGAGCCGAAUUAG